Molecule: messenger RNA, 759 nt
Organism: Debaryomyces hansenii CBS767
Lineage: Eukaryota; Fungi; Ascomycota; Pichiomycetes; Serinales; Debaryomycetaceae
Exons: 1
Coding region: 1-759 (252 amino acids)
Source: RefSeq, a predicted model, not a curated record
AUGUGGUUUAACUGUAUACUGAUAAUCGUGCUCUUCCAAAUCCUAUUUAUAACUGUUGGUAAUUGCAUUGGGUUUACUGGUCAAGUCGUAGGAAUUCCAUCUGAAAUAGAAAGCAUUCAAGCUAAUGAACAUAAAAUUCCAGUGUUGAACGGUAUCAAUUUUCAAUCACGAUUUAACAUUGAGCUUGUUCCUUUAAACAAUCUUACUAAAUUUGAAACCUCCAAAGUUUUAGCAAACAAAGAUUUCGUAUUUAAAUUCAAUAACUUAGAAACGGGAAGUUAUGAAUUGCUCAUCAAUUCUUAUGAUUUCCUUUUAUCCUCUAACAGAUACAGAAUUCUAGUUGAAGAUCAAGAGAUAAAAGCAUAUGAAGAGGAUUUGGGUCAGGAAACUUUUAAUUUUACGUCUGAGGCGAUAAUAUCUCAACAGCCAUUAAUUGUUCCUACCAAAGGAAUUAAGCAAUAUUACGAACGUCGUCUGGGAUCCAUAUUCAAUAUGUUAUUAGACAGCCCUUUUGGAUUUAUAUUUAAAAACAAGAUCUACACUAUACUCUUCGUGGUUUGUUCGGCUAUUAUGGUGACCCCUUAUAUUAUAUCAUGGGUAAAUCCAGACUUUGCAGAACACUUCCAAGAGGUACAAGAAAAAGUUGAGACAAGAAAACGUGAAGAACUCAGUACUGCUAGGUUACAAAAGGAAAUAGAAAAAGUUCCUAAUAAGAGAAAUGUGCAACAUGGAGGAGGAUCUCUGAGACAAAGGAGAUGA